AUGGGCUCCACAGAAGAGACUUUGGAGUCAUCUGAGAGUUCGUGGGUUUUCGAGUCUUUGUGGAUAGGAGUGUUGGAAAGCAUGAAAUCUGGCGUUCCAACGGUAGCUCUGGCUUUGCAUAUUGGUCAACCUUUGAAUGCUGAAUUUGCAGUGGAGUCCAACAGAAAAUCCAGAGCCGAAGGAAAAAAAAUGCAUUACUGGAUUCGAGCUUCUCCCUCGGAUUUCUCCGGUCCUUUACCUCUACCUCGCAGUGGUCACACUGCUGUUCUUGUCGGCAAAUCGAAGCUGGUCGUGUUUGGUGGACUCCUCGACAAGAAAUUUGUCUCUGAAAUCACAGUUUAUGAUCUGGAGAAUAAAUUAUGGUUUAAGCCAGAGUGUAGUGGAAGUGGGUCUGAUGAUGGACAAGUGGGACCUAGCGCUAGAGCAUUUCAUGUUGCUGUUUCUAUUGACUGUAAUAUGUUUAUUUUCGGUGGCCGGUCCGGUAGUAAAAGGUUGGGCGAUUUUUGGGUUCUUGAUACAGAGAUAUGGCAAUGGUCAGAGUUGACCGGUUUUGGCGACUUGCCUUCACCGAGGGAUUUUGCUGCAGCUUCGUCUAUUGGGACCCAGAAGAUUGUAUUGCAUGGUGGCUGGGAUGGCAAGAAGUGGUUGUCAGAUGUCUAUGUCUUGGACACAAUGUCACUUGAGUGGAUGGAGCUGGCAGUUACAGGAACUUUGCCUCCACCUAGAUGCGGCCAUACAGCGACCAUGGUUGAGAAACGGUUACUUGUUUAUGGUGGAAGAGGUGGUGGUGGGUCAAUCAUGGGGGAUUUAUGGGCUCUGAAGGGUCUUAUUGAAGAAGAGAAUGAAACGCCUGCAUGGACUCAGCUGAAGCUUCCUGGUCAAGCUCCUCCUCCUCGUUGUGGCCAUACUUUAACUUCUGGAGGGCACUACUGUCUGCACAGUGGCGGCGCUUACCUACUGGUGGUGAUCCCCCCUGUUCGGGCAUACCACUCUAUGACAUGUGUUGGUUCACGGUAUUUGUUAUUUGGUGGCUUUGAUGGGAAGUCAACAUAUGGAGAUUUAUGGUGGUUGGUUCCAGAAGGGGACCCAAUUGCAAAGCGAUUCACUGCAUCUCCACCAGAAGUUCCUCCACAAAAUAAGGAUGAUAGUGUCCAUUCACUCGAGGCCAGUUUACUUUCCCACUCUAAAUAUGCAAAUGACUUGCAAAAUGUUUCACAGGAAAGCGAAAGUGAAGGAUCUGCUAUAUUAGAAUUACAAAAGAGAUUAGAAAUUUCAGCUUCACUCUCUAGUUCUGGGCUUCAAAUUGUAGAUGAGUUGGAAGAUAGAGAAUUUCUUGAACUUGCCUCAAGGCUGAUUGGAGAUAAAGUUUCCAAUAAUGGACAGGAAAUUCAGGCUGUCCGUGACCACUGGAGGAAGUCUUCACCAAGGUCAAUACCACUUAAGGAGCUAGGCCCCUUGCUUCGUGACUACCAGCGCCUGAUUACUCGCCAUUAUUUAGCAAAUGGUGGAGCUGACUUAACCUCCGCAGAAUCUGGUUUUCCCGGGAAAGACUCUCAUAAGUUUUAUCACAUAAAAAGUGCUUCUAAGUUGCGCAUGGAUAAUAUUGCAGAGUUGCUGGAAGAGUAUAAAAAGCUUUCAUCUGAUUGA
Messenger RNA from Dovyalis caffra, 1647 nucleotides. The record is from the annotation of a GenBank genome assembly. NCBI's taxonomy places the organism in Eukaryota, Viridiplantae, Streptophyta, Magnoliopsida, Malpighiales, Salicaceae.